Misgurnus anguillicaudatus (oriental weatherfish) is the source of this 2712-nucleotide messenger RNA. It is a transcript of the gene got2a, whose product is annotated as glutamic-oxaloacetic transaminase 2a, mitochondrial. Gene Ontology annotation, biological process: L-aspartate catabolic process; biosynthetic process. The record is from RefSeq and is a predicted model, not a curated record. Gene Ontology annotation, cellular component: mitochondrion. Gene Ontology annotation, molecular function: L-aspartate:2-oxoglutarate transaminase activity; pyridoxal phosphate binding. Lineage: Eukaryota; Metazoa; Chordata; Actinopteri; Cypriniformes; Cobitidae.
AUAAACCACUAGCCCUACAUACACAAGUUCCCAGGCGGUGUGUUUGUCUUCCAGUGUUUGUCUCUGCCCUUCGAGCAAUGGCCCUGCUGACGUCCACCAAGAUUUUGACUAGUAUCGGUGCUCAGGCCCCUGCUUUAGGCGCCCUGCAGCUCCGUGCAAGUUCAUGGUGGUCUGAGGUACAGAUGGGACCCCCUGAUCCCAUUCUGGGGGUCACAGAAGCUUUCAAACGUGACACCAACCCCAAGAAGAUGAACCUUGGAGUUGGAGCUUAUCGAGAUGAUCAGGGGAAGCCUUUUGUCCUCAGCUGUGUCCGCAAGGCUGAGGCCCAGAUUGCUGCUAAGAAGUUGGAUAAAGAGUACCUUCCCAUUGGAGGUUUGGCAGAGUUUUCAAAGGCCUGCGCUCAGCUGGCUCUUGGAUCGAAUAGUGAGGUCUUAAAGAGUGGAAGAAGCAUUACUGUCCAGACUAUCUCAGGAACUGGAUCACUGCGUGUUGGGGCGAACUUUGUGUCUCGAUUCCACAAUGUGGCCCGGGAUGUGUACCUGCCUAAACCCUCCUGGGGAAACCAUACACCCAUCUUCAGAGAUGCAGGCAUGCAGCUAAAGGCUUACACCUAUUAUGACCCAAAAACCUGUGGCUUUGACUCCAAGGGAGCCCUGGAUGAUAUUUCUAAAAUCCCUGAGAAGAGUGUGAUCGUCCUGCACGCAUGUGCUCAUAAUCCCACAGGAGUGGACCCAAAGCCUGAGCAGUGGAAAGAGAUGGCUGAUCUGAUCAAGAAAAGAAACCUGCUGGUGUUUUUUGACAUGGCCUACCAGGGAUUUGCCAGCGGAGACAUUGAUCGUGAUGCCUGGGCUGUGCGUUAUUUCAUUGAGCAGGGACAUAACAUUAUUCUCUCUCAGUCUUUUGCUAAGAACAUGGGCCUGUAUGGCGAGCGAGUAGGGGGGUUCACAGUGGUCUGUAAGGAUGCCGAAGAGGCCAAGCGUGUGGAAUCCCAGCUGAAGAUUCUCAUACGGCCCAUCUACUCCAACCCACCCAUGAACGGAGCUCGCAUUGCCUCCACCAUUCUCAACACGCCUGAGCUGUACAAAGAGUGGCUUGAGGAGGUAAAGGGUAUGGCAACCCGCAUCAUCAGGAUGAGGGAGAUGCUUGUGUCAAACCUGAAGAAGGAGGGAUCCACUCACAACUGGCAGCAUGUCACCGAUCAGAUUGGAAUGUUCUGCUUCACGGGACUAAAACCAGAGCAGGUGGAGCGUCUCAAUAAAGAAUUUUCAAUAUACUUGACGAAAGAUGGCCGGAUUUCCGUGGCUGGUGUGACUUCUGGAAACGUGGAAUAUCUUGCGAAUGCCAUCCACGCUGUCACUAAGUAAUGCUAGCACCCUAGACUGUAGAUGCAGAAGGCAAGGGGUUAAUUAGAAUUGCGUAAGCGAAAAGUAAUUUACAUGAUUUAAAGUCCUCUGCUGCCGAAACAUUAGGACCAGGAGUGAAAUAUGGCUCAUGUGUAGACUUUCAAUUCACUUGAUUUGGCAUUAGUAAUGUUGAUUAAUGACGGUAUAGUUGAGCCCCUUGAUAAACUAAAGCAAGAUUCAGACUUUCAAAACUUUAAAGGGCAUCACUUACCAAGAAGUUAAAACCAAAAAGUGGUAUCUCAAGAUAUAUCCAAAACGAUAUUUAUCAUUCUUUUUUUGCACUUAAAGACUAAACCCAAAUUCAAGCAGAUUUCUUGUAACCAGUUUAUGAUGGAAAUUUCACCUCAUUGCACUCUUAUCCAUCUCUUGAUUCAACUUCAAAGCACUUAUUCCACACUGGGCUGAUGCAAGUGCUAUUUGCGAUCACUAAUAAUGACAGUGUGUGCUUUAAAUGUGAAUUCUUGUGUAAUUGAUUGUAAAGUAAUUUUACAUUUUGUCUGUCCAGUAUCUCCCAGUCAAACAUAAACUAAUGGCAAUACAUGCUAGUGUUCUGCUCUAAUUUUUGUCCUGGCUCUUGAAAUGAAAGCUGAUCAGAUCAGAUAUUUUCAAUGCACAUUUGUAUCCACUGUAUGAACAAAUUUAGAUUCGUUUUAGAAUGAAAACACCCUUCAACACAAACUUGAACUGAUAUUUCAGUGACUGAUCCAUGCUUUAUGGAAAGCGUUGCAUGUUUAGUCUUGUGGGUGAUUAUGCAUCCAGUAAAUCCAUUCUCCUUUUUAACUAACCUGCUUAAAGGGAUAGUUUACCUAAAAAUUCAUAAUAAUUCACUCACCCAUGUUGUUACAAACCUGCAUAAAUGUCUUGAAGAUAUUUCGAGGAAUGUUUGCAACCAAACCAAUCAGAAGCCAUAUUGACUUCCAUAGUAGGAAAAAGAAUACAAUGGAUGUCAAUGAUUAAAAAAAAUCAUUUUUGGAUAAACUAUUUCUUUAAGUUUGUCAUCAACUGAUUAUUGGGCACUAGGUAUUGAUUUCACUAAAAACAAAGGAGUGGUAUAUGAACAAAUGACUCUUCCAGUCAGUGUUUGCUGUAUCGAGUCUUAUAAGGCUAAAUGCACGAUUUGUGAAUAAAGUUUAUAUAGAUAAUUGUUUAUGAAAAACUGUUUGAAUAUAUUUGGAUUACUGAUUGGUAAAAUAUAAACUGUUUAUCAGAUUUUCUCCAGAACAGAUGUCGUCGGCAUAAAACGAUUUGAUGUUAAAAGAGCUAUGAGUCUUGCAACUAAAACAAUAAACAAACAAAGGUGUAUAACAAA